GUUGCCUCUUGCUUAUCUUUGCCGUUUGGCGGCACGUGGCGGCAAUGGCAACCUUUUCGCCGCCCGCGGCGGUCUCGCGCGCCGGCGCGGGGGCGUCCGAGCUGCCCCCGCGCCGGCGGCGAGGCCCCUGCGGCGUCGGCCGGAAGACCCGAGACGCGGUCCCGAAAAUUACAGAUGUGGCGCUCGGCGUCACGUGACCAGCAUGCGGGGUAAGCGUUCGAUAAAAGAUGGCGCAAGGCGACGCGCAGCACAGCGCAGCGACCAGCGGAGCGUGAGCGCCGUCACACCGCCGGCCGAGGUUACCGUCCUCCGAUUCCAGUCACAUUUGUAUGUGUCUAUGGAUGCCCAAUAAUCCAGAUGGAUCCUGGACAGGAUUUACUUUUGACAGCCCUUAGUGAGAGCGGCAUUUGCCCAAAUGACGUGUUUGAUGUUGAUUCUCAGGAUGUUCCACAGCCCUCUCCAGCCCAGCAAUCCAUCUCCAUCAGUUCCCUGGAUGCUGGCUUGGUGACAGAGGCAGUUGGAGCUGCUGGGUCUGAGACUGCAGCUCCGCUGCCCAUAGUUACUAUCAGGCACAAACCUCAGCCCUCAACUACCACAUUUGUCUUAAAUCAGCUGAAUCAGUUGCCAUCAUUAGGAACAGUUGUGACCAAACAAUCAACUUCAAACCCAAUCAAACACACAAUAACUGUCACCAAGGUGGUCCAUGUUACGACUUCUCCUUUGCGGACUUCGACAUCUAGCCCCUCAACCACAACUUUCCCUCCAACGUCCACGGCAGUGCCUUCUAAUAGAGAGCAGAUCCAGUUGAAGGACCUCCUCAGGACAAGCAGUCAGACGAGUACUGGACUCAGGAGCAACAGCCUAAUGGAGCUCAUGAAGCUUAAACCUCCACCAGACAUUGCCCAGCCAGUUGCUACAGCAACGGCGACAUGCCCUGCGGAUCUGAAUAAUGGAAUAAAGAAGGAAGUACCAAGUAAAGAUGGUGCCCGAAUUUGGGUAAAUGAAGACAUGAAAGUGCAAAACUUUCAGAACUCACAUUCUCUGAAACCGCCGGGGGUGAAAGAGGAGGAUGAGCCUGAAGAGGAAGAGGAAGAGGAGUUGGGGCAUGCAGAGACCUAUGCAGAGUACAUGCCCAUUAAAUUAAAAAUUGGCCUGCGGCACCCUGAUCCAGUGGUGGAGACCAGCUCGUUGUCCAGUGUCAAUCCACCAAAUGUGUGGUACAGACUGUCCAUCCCAGAGGAAACGAUUGACCGCGGCUGGCUGUCUGCUCUGCAGCUUGAAGCUAUCACUUAUGCCGCUCAGCAACACGAGACAUUCCUCCCUAACGGCGACCGAGCUGCCUAUUUGAUAGGUGACGGAGCUGGGGUGGGGAAAGGCCGGACCAUUGCUGGAAUCAUCUAUGAGAAUUACCUCUUGGGCAGAAAGAGAUCACUUUGGUUUAGUGUUUCAAAUGACUUGAAGUAUGACGCCGAAAGGGAUCUAAGGGAUAUUGGAGCCAAGAACAUUCAGGUCCAUUCACUUAAUAAGUUCAAAUAUGGGAAGAUCUCCUCUAAACAUAAUGGAAGUGUGAAGAAAGGUGUGAUCUUCGCCACCUACUCUUCUUUGAUAGGAGAGAGUCAGUCUGGAGGGAAGUACAAGACCAGAUUUGAACAGCUUCUCCACUGGUGUGGAGAUGACUUUGAUGGAGUUAUUGUCUAUGAUGAGUGUCACAAAGCCAAAAAUGUGUGUCCAAUUGGAUCAUCCAAACCUACUAAGACUGGACUUGCUGUGCUAGAGCUGCAGAACAAACUCCCUAAGGCACGGGUUGUGUAUGCCAGCGCUACAGGUGCUUCGGAACCUCGGAACAUGGCCUACAUGAACCGUCUGGGCAUCUGGGGUGAGGGAACCCCAUUCAAAGAGUUUGGCAACUUCAUCCAAGCUGUCGAGCGCAGAGGUGUCGGUGCCAUGGAGAUAGUUGCUAUGGAUAUGAAACUGAGAGGAAUGUACAUCGCAAGGCAACUGAGCUUUACGGGUGUGACUUUCAAGAUUGAGGAAGUUCCUCUGAAUAAGCAAUACAUUAAGAUGUACAACAAAUCUGUGCUUCUGUGGGUGAGUGCACGUGAGAAAUUUCAGCAGGCCGCCAACCUGAUGGACGCAGAACAACGCAUGAAGAAGUCCAUGUGGGGCCAGUUCUGGUCUGCUCACCAGAGGUUCUUUAAAUAUCUCUGCAUUGCCUCCAAGGUCCACAGAGUGGUGCAGCUGGCCAGAGAGGAGAUCCAUAAUGGAAAGUGUGUGGUGAUAGGUCUUCAGUCAACAGGAGAAGCACGAACCCUUGAAGCCCUGGAAGAAGGAGGAGGGGAACUCAAUGACUUUGUAUCAACUGCAAAAGGGGUGCUACAGUCUCUCAUUGAGAAGCACUUCCCAGCGCCUGACAGACAGAAACUCUUCAGCCUGUUGGGCAUUGACCUCUCAGCCAAGAAGACCCUUUCUCCAAGUGACACUGCAGUAGAAAAGAAGGGCAUAAAGAGAAAAGGUUCAGAGGUGAAAAAGCAGGUGAGAAAGAAACCUCGCAAGCAUGGCGGUUUGUCUGGUACCAGCUCAGACGAGAGCCAGUCAGAGUUAUCAGACAAGGAGUCUGAUAAAGAUUGCGAAAGCGAUGACAGCUUCAAAUCUAUCAGCUCCGCAGAUGACGAUGAUUUCAAUCCAUUCAGAGAUGAGUCCAGUGGCGAUGAGGAAGAUGAUCCAUGGCUCAUCAGAAAAGAACCAAAGAAACAGAAAGAGAAAAAGAAAAAAAUGAAAAAAAAGAAGAUUAUUGACCCAGACUCUGUUGAAAGUGCCUUGCUAGCCUCUGGACUAUGCUCCACCAGACCUGCUUUCACUGCCACUCUCGUCAGUUCCCCCAGCACAACAGCCAUAGGCAAAGAAGACAACCAGGAUACCUGCCUGACAAGUCAGGAUGCAGUGGAGGAUGCCCAGCAAAUGAAGAAAGAGCUGCUGGAUAGGCUUGAAAAGCUAGCUGAGGAUCUGCCUCCCAACACUCUAGAUGAGCUAAUAGAUGAACUUGGAGGACCAGACAAUGUAGCAGAGAUGACUGGUCGAAAGGGUCGUGUGGUCAGUAAUGAUGAUGGUAGUAUCUCCUAUGAAUCUCGCUCUGAGCUGGACGUCCCUGUGGAAAUCCUCAAUCUCACCGAAAAGCAAAGAUUUAUGGAUGGAGAAAAGAACAUAGCAAUCAUCUCGGAAGCUGCCAGCUCUGGUAUAUCCUUGCAGGCUGACCGUCGGGUGAAGAACCAGAGACGGAGAGUCCACAUGACUCUAGAGCUGCCCUGGAGUGCAGACAGAGCCAUCCAACAGUUUGGGAGAACGCACAGGUCAAACCAGGUAACAGCACCAGAAUAUGUCUUUCUCAUAUCGGAGCUCGCAGGGGAGCAGAGAUUUGCGUCCAUCGUUGCCAAGAGACUAGAAAGCCUGGGUGCACUCACUCAUGGAGACAGACGAGCAACAGAAACAAGAGACCUCAGCAGGUUCAAUUUUGACAACAAAUACGGCAGGAAUGCUCUGGAAAUUGUGAUGAAGUCCAUUGUAAAACUCGAGGUUCCAUUAGUGUCUCCGCCCUCAGACUUCGAAGGAGAUUUCUUCAAAGAAAUCCAAAUGGGAUUAAUAGGAGUGGGCCUUAUAAUUGUGGAUGACAGAUCUGGCACACUGUCACUCGACAAAGACUACAACAAUAUUGGGAAAUUCCUGAACCGUAUACUGGGCAUGGAAGUCCAGCAGCAGAAUGCUUUGUUCCAGUACUUUUCUGAUACACUGGGGGCUGUCAUCCAGGAAGCCAAGAGGAACGGCAGAUAUGACAUGGGCAUCCUUGAUCUGGGCUCUGGGGAUGAGAAGGUGAAGAAAAUGGACUGCAGGAAGUUUUUAACACCAGGCUAUACCACAGCCGGACACGUUGAGCUUUAUACAGUGAGUGUGGAGAGAGGGAUGUCUUGGGAGGAGGCCACGCAUGCCUGGGCAGAACAGAGUGGAUCAGAUGAUGGCUUCUAUCUACAGGUGAGGAACAACAGCAAAACAGUCAUAUUGGUGAAGGAAGUGAAUACCAAGAAGCGGCUGUUUCUGGUGUAUAGGCCCAACACAGGCAAGCAGCUCAAACUGGAGAGCUACACAGAUAUCAAAAAGAAGUGUAAAAAGGUCUUGUCAGAAGAUGCAAAGCAGCAUUGGAUCGACCAGUACAAGUCCUCUUCAAAAAUCUGUUCACACGCUUAUUGGCGGGGGAAUUGUAAGAAGGCAUCAGUAGGUCUGCAGUGUGAGAUUGGUCUUCGGUGUCGAACAUACUAUGUUCUCUGUGGAUCAGUGCUUAGUGUGUGGACUAAGGUGGAGAAUGUGCUUGCCUCAGUCAGCGGAACCAAUGUGAAGAUGCAGAUUGUUCGCCUAAGAACCGAGGACGGACAGAGGAUAGUUGGUCUGAUCAUUCCAGCGAACUGCGUGUCACCCCUGAUCAACAUACUGUCGACGUCGGACCAGUGCCAGCAGCUUGCAGUGCAAGAGCAGCAGAAGUGGCAGCAGCUACAUCCCCAAAGUCUCAGUCAUGUACCCAAGACAAAAGGUUGGACCCCUCAGCUGUGAGAUGGGCUUCGGCCCCCUCUCGUUCUGUGUACUUGCAUCCACCAUCUUCGAGGGCCAGGCGUGCCACAAAACUGUGACGUUCUUAACAAUGUUGUACGUAGUGUAGUUUUUCUGUUUGCACCUAGAGAACGUUAAGAGACUCUGACAUCUGACAUUCAGAGUCAAAGAUAUUAGUUAUUUCAGUUCAAGAUUUUAGUGGUUUUAGUCAAAAGAUUUUAGUUAUUUUUAAGGUGGAACAAAAGAAGGUUUGGUGUACUGCAUCCAUUUUUAUCCCGUUCCUCACUCCUCCUGCAAACUGUGCUACAUGCCCCCGUACGAACUUUUUAUUCGAGACAGAGUUCGUCGUAUUGGCCUUCCAUUUAUUUUUCUAGGUAAUUUAAUUUAGUCUGGUCCAUACACCCGAGGAUCAUACCCGACCCAUGCAUAGGGAAAUGUUUUUGUUAUGAGCAGGUGAGGAUAACCCAGUUUUAGUACAGCAGCUCAGUUCCACAUAUUUUUAAAUGUUCAAAACAUGUUCAACAAAAUAAAGAGGCAAAGAAAAAGAUAGAAAAUGCUUCAUCGUCACUUUACAUACAUACAGUUCAUUCUCUGCAGUUAAGCUAUUGACACACACACCGACGUGGGUGGACACCCGUGUCCACUAGGGCGGCGGGCGGCCGCAGCGCCCGGGGACCAACUCCACUUCUCUUCCAUCGCCUUGUUCGGGGGCGCAGGCGGGGGUGUUAAGCUCAAUGUGUGUAUAUUUUAUGGGGGGGGGGGGCACGCGGACACGGGGAGAACACGCAGACUCCACGCAGAAAGGGACCCGGGACGGCCUGGGGUUCGAACCCGGGGCCUUCUCGCUGCGAGGCGGCGGCGCUAACCACUGGGCCAACCUGCCUCUAGUCCUGCUACGUUUGUAAAGGGUUGCUUAUUAUUUUUGCAAAAUGAGUGAAGGAAUGGUGUUGAUAUAAGUUUUACCGGGAGAAUUUUAGAAAGAGUUUUUAUCUGAGCAGCAGCCGUGGCGAUGACGUGACCCACAGGUUCUCUGCAAAGUAAGAAGUAAGACGCUCUCUGGCCGCAUUUCCUCGUACUUGGCGUGUAAAGUAAAGCCAAGCAAACAAGGUUUAGAGUAACUCACGCCGUUGUAUUUCAUCAUCGAUUCACCUACUUUAAAAAGACUUGUGUACCGUGUCCCAGUCUCUUGGGGGACUCGGCGUGGACUUGGUCUUUUUGCUUCGGCCACCUCUUGGCACAAAUUAGUUUCCAUUUCAUUCUAGAAAAACAUUUCUAUAUUAGUCUUUGCUGUAAAACUGGCUUUGGUAGGAGAAGGGAAUGUGCUGACAAGAGCAAAGUUAGAGGGAAAUUUCACCGAUGGUUUUGUGCGCAAUCUGUACUGAUGAUUGGUGGCGUCCGGGUGGCGUGGGCGUUGCCUACCAACAUGGGGAUCGGCGGUUCGAAUCCCCGUGUUGCCUCCAGCUUGAUCGGGCGUCCCUACAGACACAAUUGGCUGUGUCUGCGGGUGGGAAGCCGGAUGUGGGUGUGUGUCCUGGUCACUGCACCAGCGCCUCCUCUGGUCGGUCGGGGCGCCUGUUUGGGGGGGGGGGACUGGGGGGAAUAGCGUGAUCCUCCCACGCGCUACCUCCCCCUGGUGAAACUCCUCACCGUCAGGUGAAAAGAAGCGGCUGGCGACUCCACAUGUAUAGGAGGAGGCAUGUGGUAGUCUGCAGCCCUCCCCGGAUCGGCAGAGGGGGUGCCUGGGAUGGCUCGAGAGAGUGGGGUAAUUGGCCGGGUACAACCGGGGUGAAAAGGGGCCGGAAAAAACCCCAAAAAGAAAAAAAAAGAAGGUGUAGAAGCGAUCGGGAACGACCGCAGGAGUUUUUCAUGGGCCACCCCUGAGACGAGGUUAUGAAUCGGUGAAGUUUCCCUUUAAAAUCUGAAGUCUUGCGAAAUCGAGAACCCUUUUAAUGAGACCAAGAACAUUUGUCAAUUUUUGUAUUUCUUUGUUUAUAUAUAUAUAUAUAUAUAUAUAUAUAUAUAUAUAUAUACAUACA
This is a messenger RNA of Lampris incognitus (smalleye Pacific opah), 6629 nucleotides long. It is a transcript of the gene sbno1, whose product is annotated as strawberry notch homolog 1 (Drosophila). The transcript is spliced from 34 exons. Gene Ontology annotation, biological process: regulation of DNA-templated transcription. Gene Ontology annotation, molecular function: histone binding; chromatin DNA binding. The record is from RefSeq and is a predicted model, not a curated record. Gene Ontology annotation, cellular component: nucleus. The coding region runs from base 358 to 4596 and encodes 1412 amino acids. NCBI's taxonomy places the organism in Eukaryota, Metazoa, Chordata, Actinopteri, Lampriformes, Lampridae.